AUGGCUCCCCACAGGCUUGCGGCACUACUACUGGUCGCGAGCGUUUUCGUGUGCCAGGCGGUUGUGACCCUGGGGUUCAUCUCGCCCAAGGCUUCUGUCGCCGUUGGAAGAACCGCCGGCGAGGCCUUCGUGGGGGAGACAUUGCAGCAGAAAGGGCUUGGGCGCGGGCAGAGCUGUAUGGUUUCUUCAAGGCCGGACAAUAGAGGUGGUGAUGGGGCUACCAUGCGCCUUGGGGUGAGCAUGGGUGCAGCCAGUCUCUUGUCAUGUUGGUCAGACGCCCGUACCGAAUCUAACCUUCGAAAGCUGUCUCAUAUUUGCACCACCUUCUUCAUACACGCGCAGCGGCAGCCCUUGUAA
This is a messenger RNA of Ectocarpus sp. CCAP 1310/34, 357 nucleotides long. The record is from the annotation of a GenBank genome assembly. NCBI's taxonomy places the organism in Eukaryota, Phaeophyceae, Ectocarpales, Ectocarpaceae.